Messenger RNA from Cynocephalus volans (Philippine flying lemur), 348 nucleotides. RefSeq names its product endoplasmic reticulum membrane adapter protein XK-like. The record is from RefSeq and is a predicted model, not a curated record. The transcript has 2 exons. Lineage: Eukaryota; Metazoa; Chordata; Mammalia; Dermoptera; Cynocephalidae. The coding region runs from base 1 to 348 and encodes 115 amino acids. Gene Ontology annotation, cellular component: membrane.
AUGAAAUUCCCGGCCUCCGUGCUGCCGUACCUGUUCCUGUUCGUGGCCGAGAUGACGGCGGCGCUCUACCUGAGCAGCACUUACCGCACGGGAGGGGACCGCAUGUGGCAGGCGCUGACGCUGCUUUUCUCGCUGCUGCCCUGCGCGCUGGUGCAGCUCACGCUCCUCUUCGUGCACCGCGACCUGAGCCGCGACCGUCCGCUAGUGCUGCUGCUGCAUCUGCUGCGGCUCGGGCCCCUCCUCAGGCUGGGGACGGAGUCGGGCAGUGGCAGUGAGGCCUACCUGGUGGGUCAUGCGCUGGCACCACAGAGCACGUGGUCUCCAGAGAUCUCGGGCCUCUCUGGCUGA